AUGACAACACCAUUUAUAUCCAAAAGAGAAAAAAAUCAAGCUGACAACAAAGAACAAGCUCAAAAAUAAAAAGAAGCCCACGAUAAAUUUAACUAGGCAAAAAAAUUAAUGAAAUCUGAAAUAAAAGUACAAAAAGAUAUCGAAAAAGCAAUCCAAUUUUUUUCUGAAGCAAUAAGUCUAUUACAAGUAGCGUCUUAAGAAAAAGUCUAAACAUAUGCUAAAUAUUACUCUGCGAGAGGUAAUGCAUAUAUGGAGCAUGGUCAAUAUUAAAGAGCAUUAUAUGAUUUUUCAGCUGCAGUAAGAUUUGAUGAAGGACGUGCAGAUUAUUAUAGUUGCAGAGGAAAUUGUCUUUUAUAAUUAAAUUAAAUAAAAGAAUCAUUAAAAGAAUUCAAUAAAGCUAUUGAAUUGGAUUGCACAGAUGGUUUUUCAUAUUUAAAUAGGGCGUUAGUAUUCGCAAAAUUAGAAGAAUAUAAUAACGCUAUAGACGAUUAUUCAAGUGCUUUGGGACUAUUGAAAGAUAAUAAAUAAGCAAAUGCAAAGUUCAAAGCUUAUUUUCAUAGAGGAAAUUGCUAUAGAUAAAUAAAAGAAUAUGAUAAAUCUAUAGAAGAUUUAUAGAAAGCAUGCGAAAUAAAAAAAGACAAUGCACCAGCGCAAAAUAAUUUGGGAUUGUCAUUUUUUGAAAAUUAAUUGUAUGAACAGGCUUUAGCAAAAUUUUAAAAUGCAAUAAAUUUAGAUGAUUCUAAAGCAACUUAUUACAAUAAUAAGGCUUUAGCACUAUAUCAUAUAGGAAAAUUAAAAGAAUCUUUAAUUGAAUAUAAUAAAGCUAUAGAUGUUGAUCCUUUAGAUGCACGUACAUUAUAUAAUAGAGGAAAUACUUAUUUAGCUUUAGGAUAAAAUUAAGAUGCACAUAAUGAUUUUGAUUAAGCUAUUUAGUUAAAUCCUGGAAAUCCUAAAUUUUAUCAUUCGAAAGGGUUAGCUUUUUAAGAUGUUGAGGAUUAUGAAAAUGCAAUUAUUUUUUCAAACAAGCAUUAGGCAAUAGGAAAUGAUAGAUUAGUUUUUGAAAGUCGAGGCUUAGUUUAUUAAGAAAUGAAAAAUCAUGAUUAUGCUAUAUAUGACUUUGAUGCUGCUAUUUAACUUGAACCGGGAUAUGCCGAAGUUUAUUAUUAUAAAGGCUUGAGUAGAAUUGAGUAGAGGAAUUUAUAAGAUGCUAUUGAGAAUUUUAAUAUGGCAAUAAAAUUAGGUUCUAAUAAUCCUGGAAUAUAUAGCGGGAUAGGAUAAUCUUAUAGACUUUUAAGAAAUUACGAAAAAGCACUUUAUUAUUUAAAUUAGGCUUUGGAAAAAAGCCCUGGAAAUGAAGAAUGUCUAGUAUAAAGAUCAAAUAUUUACGUAGAUAUUUAAAAAUAUUAAAAUGCAAUAGACGAUCUUUCCGAGGCUUUAUCUAAAAGACCGAAUGAUCCUUAAAUUUUAUAUAAAAGAGGUUUGGCUUACUAUAAAUACUUAUAAUUCGAAAAAGCUAUCAAAGACUUAUUAAAUGCUAUGGAAGGCGGGCCCUUUUAAAGCUAUGAAAGUGAUAUUCAUUAUCAUUUAGGGAUUUCGUUUGCUAAUUUAGAGUUGUUUGAAAAGGCUAUUUAACCUUUAAGUAAGGCUAUUUAAUUAUGUAAAUAUGAAGCAUAGUAUAUACAUGAAAGGGCUAAAUGUUAUUUAUUAGUGGGGGAGUUUGAAAAGUCGGUGGAAGAUUUUACAAGAGUAAUUUAAUUAUAACCGAAAAAUUCACAUGCGCUUUUUGGAAGAGGGUUUGCCUUUAAAGCUUUGAAGGAAUAUGAAAAAGCUGCUGAAGAUUUUGAGUAGGCAAAGAUGCUUGAUCCAGGAAAUCCGAAGUUAGUUCUUACUAUUAUUAACGAAGGUAAUGAGUAUUGCUAAAAUAUUCCUAAAAAAUUAUUAAAAAUUUUGUUGAUAUUCUUUGCUAUUGUCAAGACUUUUGUUGCUUCUCUUUUGCUUUCAUUAUCCCUUUUUUGGAUAUUUGGUAUUCUUUUGGCAUUCUGUGCUUGGAAAAAAGUUAAAAAUAAUGUGGAUGUUUUUGGGUAUUAUGAAGGAGAGGAAGUUUAACCUCUUAUUGUAAAUGUUGGUGAUUUUUGUAAAUUGAGGAAAAAAUUUACUGAAGAUUAACUAGUUAUGUUUAAUUCAUGCUCAGGUGAUAAUAAUCCUGUUUUUGUUAGUGAAUUGCCUGGAAAAAAAGCUUUUAUAAGAUAAACAGCAGUACAUAAUAUGUUAAGUAAUUCAAUAUUUUCGAUAUUAAUAGGAAAAACAUUUAGAGAUUCAGUCUAUAUAAAUUAAAAUAUAAGGUAUAGGGCACCAAUAUUUAUUGAAGAAGAAGUAUAAAUAUUAUAAUAGUAAUAAAAAAAUAUAUAAAAUGUAAAGAUUGAAGGAUAUAUAGAAGUAUUAGAUGUAUAAGAAUAGGAAAAUAGAAAAAUUAUUGCUUUAAGAACAAUUAUAUAUAAAUUAGAAUAUAAUAACUAGGUUGCAACAGAUGGAGAAGUAAAGCUUAUUUAUUAUGCCCCUGAAAAUAUUAAAUUAGAACAAUUUAUAGAAUAAUGAAAAAAGAUAUA
This is a messenger RNA of Ichthyophthirius multifiliis, 2606 nucleotides long. RefSeq names its product peptidase c14 caspase catalytic subunit p20, putative. The transcript is spliced from 9 exons. Lineage: Eukaryota; Ciliophora; Oligohymenophorea; Hymenostomatida. Gene Ontology annotation, molecular function: protein binding. The record is from RefSeq and is a predicted model, not a curated record.